AUGACUACCGGAACCCCACUUCCCGCUUUUAAGCACGACCCACUUCCCGAACAUAAGUCACAUUUCCGCCUACUCCGCAUCAUUAGCGGUGACUUCGGGCAACACGUUGAAUGCAAGAUAUUUACCUGGCCCAUUGGCGAGGCACCGCCUUACUACGCAAUUUCAUAUGUGUGGGGCGAUGCCAAUGAGACGACAGACAUUACGGUCAACGGCAGUCGUCUCGAGGUGCGGCGUAACUGCGAGUACGCGCUCCAGCAGGCCUUUGCCACCAAAGCCUGUAAACAUGUAUGGGUAGAUGCUAUCUGCAUUGACCAAACGGCUGAGGAAAAGAAUCACCAAGUCGGAAUCAUGGACCAAAUCUACUCGGGAGCAAAGCAUGUUCUGGCAUGCCGCUGUGAACUCAUAUUCAAUGUACAUCCCGAGCUUUACAUUUCUGCAUCAUAA
Molecule: messenger RNA, 444 nt
Organism: Bipolaris maydis ATCC 48331
Lineage: Eukaryota; Fungi; Ascomycota; Dothideomycetes; Pleosporales; Pleosporaceae
Source: RefSeq, a predicted model, not a curated record